Messenger RNA from Alnus glutinosa, 2498 nucleotides. Its product is annotated as casein kinase 1-like protein HD16. Gene Ontology annotation, molecular function: ATP binding; protein serine/threonine kinase activity. The transcript is spliced from 16 exons. Gene Ontology annotation, biological process: peptidyl-serine phosphorylation; signal transduction; endocytosis. Lineage: Eukaryota; Viridiplantae; Streptophyta; Magnoliopsida; Fagales; Betulaceae. Gene Ontology annotation, cellular component: cytoplasm; nucleus. The record is from RefSeq and is a predicted model, not a curated record. Bases 278 to 2308 code for a protein of 676 amino acids.
UCUAAUACGGUUCGAGUCGGCGCUUCUCUCUGACCAUCUCUCCAUUUCCAUUUUUAUUUUUUUAGCAUAAUUUCACCAAACCCUAACCCUAGUCCCCCCAAAAUCCAACCCCCAAUUCCCUCCAAUCGCUCCAGUUUCUGCCGAAUCCUUCAUCCACUCCCCGCCCUCCCGCUUUCCCCCAAACCAGAAUCUCCGAUUUCGGCCAUGUGAGAGCUGAGCAAUAUAAUGAUCGAAUUGUUGGGCUUGGACUCUGACGCCUAUUGUAUGGGUUUGAGCAAUGCCGGAGCUUCGCAGAGGAGUCCGCCGAGGCCGUGCUAAGGUCGCGCACAAGCGAUCGGAGCCUCCGGUUGGGAACUACGUAAAGACCCGUGCGGCGGUCGCGAGGGCCAAGAAGUUGAAGCUCGAGAAGGAGGAGGAGCAUCAGCAGGUGAUUGUGAUAUCGGAGAGGGACAGUGGGUCGGAGAGGAAGAAGGGGAAGAAGGUUGUUGGGAAGGAAGAGAAGGGUCCGAUGGCUGAUGAUAGUGGUGGGUUGAGCGCCAAUAAGGCCGCUGGGCAAGAGGAAGAGGGCAGCACUGCGCCUUUUCCCGAGAAGGUCUCAGUAGGAGGGUCACCUGUAUAUAAGAUAGACAGGAAAUUGGGCAAAGGUGGGUUUGGUCAGGUGUUUGUUGGUCGUCGUGUUUCAGGUGGAACUGAACGCACCGCAGGUCCUGGGGCUAUGGAGGUAGCUCUGAAAUUUGAGCACAGAAAUAGCAAAGGCUGCAAUUAUGGCCCACCAUAUGAGUGGCAAGUGUACAACAUUCUCGGUGGUAGUCAUGGAGUGCCGAAAGUACACUACAAAGGGAGGCAAGGAGACUAUUAUGUAAUGGUCAUGGACAUGCUAGGGCCCAGCUUGUGGGAUGUAUGGAAUUCUUCAGGGCAGGCUAUGUCCUCGGAAAUGGUCGCUUGCAUAGCAGUUGAGUCCUUGUCAAUUUUAGAGAAGAUGCAUGCAAGAGGUUAUGUACAUGGCGAUGUUAAGCCAGAGAACUUUUUGCUUGGUCAGCCAUCUACAUCACAAGAGAAGAAGUUGUUUCUUGUUGACCUUGGAUUAGCAACAAAGUGGAGAGAUAGUUCUAAUGGGCAGCAUGUUGAUUAUGAUCAACGUCCUGAUAUGUUUAGGGGAACUGUUCGAUAUGCUAGUGUCCAUGCUCACUUGGGAAGAACUGCUAGUAGAAGAGAUGAUCUAGAAUCUCUUGCAUAUACACUCAUCUUCCUCCACCGAGGCAGGUUGCCCUGGCAAGGUUAUCAGGGUGAUAACAAAUCCUUUCUAGUUUCCAAAAAAAAGAUGGCAACUUCUCCUGAAAUGCUAUGCUGCUUCUGUCCCCCACCUCUUAAGCAAUUUCUUGAGAUUGUGGUAAACAUGAAAUUUGAUGAGGAGCCUAACUAUGGCAAGCUAAUAUCUUUGUUUGAGGGCUUGAUCGGACCUAAUCCGGCUUUACGGCCAAUAAAUACUGAAGGUGCUCAAAAGGUUGGCCAAAAACGUGGUAGGUUGAAUAUUGAAGAAGAAGAUGAUGGGCAACCCAAGAAGAAGGUUCGUUUAGGAGUUCCUGCUACGCAGUGGAUUUCAGUUUACAAUGCUAGGCUACCAAUGAAGCAGAGGUACCAUUAUAAUGUAGCUGAUGCAAGGCUAGCACAACAUGUGGAGAGAGGAAUUGCAGAUGGCCUUCUUAUAAGUUGUGUGGCAUCUUGUUCUAAUCUCUGGGCACUUAUUAUGGAUGCUGGAACCGGUUUUACAAGCCAAGUUUAUGAGCUGUCUCCUUUUUUCUUACACAAGGAAUGGAUCAUGGAACAAUGGGAAAAGAACUUUUACAUCAGUUCUAUUGCUGGUGCCAACAAUGGGAGCUCCCUUGUGGUUAUGUCUAAAGGCACCCAAUACACUCAGCAGUCUUACAAAGUAAGUGACUCUUUCCCCUUCAAGUGGAUAAACAAGAAGUGGCGAGAAGGGUUCCAUGUGACGUCAAUGGCAACUGCUGCACACCGAUGGGGUGUUGUCAUGUCUCGCAAUGCUGGCUUCAGUGAUCAGGUUGUGGAGCUUGAUUUUCUCUAUCCAAGUGAGGGUAUCCAUAGGCGUUGGGAUAGUGGUUACCGAAUUACAUCAACAGCUGCAACUUGGGAUCAAGCUGCCCUCAUCUUGAGUGUUCCCAGGCGCAAACCUGGCGACGAAACUCAGGAAACUUUACGGACAUCCCAAUUUCCAAGCACCCAUGUUAAGGAAAAGUGGCAAAAGAAUCUGUAUCUCGCUUGUUUGUGUUAUGGGCGGACUGUAUCUUGAUUCCUGUGAAUCCCGCAAGGAAUUUAUCUCGAAAGAAAGAGAUUUUGCGUUAUUCUCUUUUCCCUACCACCAUGUAGUUUUUUUGUGUUGAUUGUAAAGAAUGAUUCAGGAGCGCUGCUGCUGCAGCAGACACUUGUGCUCCCAUGUAUGAUAAAUUUGUAUUAAUUGUAUAAGUUUGCCUUUUACUUUA